Messenger RNA from Ruditapes philippinarum (Manila clam), 3073 nucleotides. Its product is annotated as elongation of very long chain fatty acids protein 4-like. Gene Ontology annotation, biological process: sphingolipid biosynthetic process; very long-chain fatty acid biosynthetic process; fatty acid elongation, polyunsaturated fatty acid. The transcript is spliced from 8 exons. Gene Ontology annotation, cellular component: endoplasmic reticulum membrane. The record is from RefSeq and is a predicted model, not a curated record. The coding region runs from base 499 to 1293 and encodes 264 amino acids. Gene Ontology annotation, molecular function: fatty acid elongase activity. Lineage: Eukaryota; Metazoa; Mollusca; Bivalvia; Venerida; Veneridae.
UUAAAAAUGUUUUUAAAUGUAGGUACAAUAUUGUGAAUGUAACAAAGAAAGUAAUUAAGUUACACAUUGCAAACUUCACGUACAAUCACAGCCGAAAUAAGGCGAUAUAUCCUGCAAAAUCAGUCAUUAAUCACGCAUUAUAUGUAAAUUACUCUUUGAAUCUUUUAACUUUUCUUUAAACCUUUUAUAUAGUAUAGUUAGUAUAUUUAUCUCAAGUUUGAUUUUCUUGAAAAAUAUUGGCUCAUCUGGAGGCAUGCAGCUUUAAUUAAACAAAACUUAAUUCAGCUUCAAUUCAAGAGGCUUUUAAACGGGUAACAGUAACAAAUUAUUAAUGUACCGUACAGAUUCAACAAUAUACACAUAUGCUGUUUAUCUACACGUUAAGAUAUAUCUAUGUCAACAUAAUAAGCUGCUAUGCAGCGUGUUUGAACAAUGAUAAAAGUUCAUGUGUGGAUAAUUUUAUCAGGGAUUUGAAACACCACAACACCGACAUAAAAUAUGGUUACUUUAUCAGAGCGGAUGAAUACACUCUACGAGUGGUCAAAAGAAGUGUCUGAUCCUAGGACAGAGAACUGGUUGUUGCUAUUAUCGCCAUGGCCGAUUACUUUCAUCUUCUUCCUGUACUUGUUUAUUGUGUGGGCGGGACCAAAAUUUAUGCAGAACAAGGUUCCAGUUAAUUUGAAAGCGAUCAUCAUACCCUAUAAUCUUGGUCUUGUAGCAUUGUCUGUUUAUAUGUUCUAUGAGUUUUUCAUGUCAGCUUAUCUAUCAGGGUACAGUUUGAAAUGUCAACCUGUUGAUUAUUCCAACGAUCCGCUAGCUGUACGGAUGGCGGCUGUAUGCUGGUGGUUUUUCUUCUCAAAAGUUAUAGAACUUUUAGACACGGUGUUUUUCAUAUUGCGUAAAAAGAACGAGCAAGUAUCUUUUCUACAUGUCUACCACCAUUGUACGAUGAUUAUUAACUGGUAUCUAGGUGCUAAAUACGUGGCAGGGGGACAAUCAUUCUUUGUAGCAAUGCUCAAUUCAUUUGUACAUAUAUUUAUGUACGCGUAUUACGGGUUGGCAGCGUUUGGGCCUCACAUGCAGAAGUACCUCUGGUGGAAAAGAUACUUAACUCGCAUGCAAUUGGCCCAGUUUCUGGCGUUUGUGCUACACACUGGUUAUAACCUGCUGAUAGAUUGUGACUUUCCAAGGGGAUUCAAUAUCGCGGUGUUUCUGUACGCUAUAUCUUUAAUAGCGCUCUUUGGUAACUUCUACUAUAGGACAUAUACAAACAAAAAAGCUCACACUCAGUGAAAAUACGGAAGAGAUUAACAAAUACAGUUUUAAGCAGGGUUUGUUACGAUUGGAUUCAUUUAAAUUUACGGGCAUAUUGAACAUAUUUAAUUGCAACAACUCAGCGGCUAUGAAUACGAGUAGUCUCUUUUCGCUUUAUUUGUGUUUAUUGUCCGCCUUGUUUCGCUUUCACUUAAGGAAGCAUCUGAUGUUUAAAGUUAAAAAAAUCAGCAGAUUACUAGUUAAUAGGUAAUUGAAGUUUAAAUGAUUAUUCUUGUAUAAAAAAACUGCGACGACAGAUAUAUAUGAAUAGAGACAUAGACAUGCAUGGACGAAUAAUAGCACGCGAGCACGCACCGUUGUUGCACAUUCUUUAUCCCCCGCCCCGAAAUAGGGAGACAUAUAGUCUUUGUAGCGUCCGUUUGUCCGUCUAUUCUUGCGGCCUAUAAUAUUGAUAUUACAUGGACAUUCUCUGUUAAAUCUAUUUCAAGAAUCGUCCGUAGGAUUAUUGAAACUAUAUAAUAUUUUUACCGUUAAUAAAUUUCAUAAAAAAAUAUUUCAUAUUAAGUUAUAUAUUUUAUCCUUUAAAACAAACAAUUGCAUCAUUCAUAUACUAUCAUUCACAGUUAAAACUGAUGAUUGAAAUAAAUACAUGUACAUUGUGGACUGGUGAUCUAUUUUAUUACGACCUCUGUUUUUUAUUAUUAUUAAAGUCAUCCCAGUAAUAACCAAAGCUUUAAGAAGUAAAUGUUGUUUUGUGCUGAUGAUUUUUAUGCUCCCCGAAAAAUUUUGGGGGAGCAUAAAGUCGGCGCCUUGUCCGUCUGUCCGUCCGUUGCAUAACUUGAAAACCCUUGGAGAUAAUUUGUUGAAACUUCAUACAGUGGUAGAGGGCAUUGAGGGGGAGUGCAUUGUCAAAGAACCAUAACUCUAUUUUGCCCGGUUUUUGAAUUAUCUCCCCUUAUAGAAAAAUCUUGUCCGGGGCAUAACUCUAAAACUAUAAGAGAUAUCAACAUGAAACUUUGUAGGUGAUAAGAUCUCAAUGGGUAGAUGUGCAGUGCAUAAGAACAAUAACUCUUUUUGUCCUAAUUUUGGAGUUAUUGCCCUUUGUUAAUUUUAACACUUUGAACUUUGUCCGGAACAUAACUCUAAAACUAUAAGAGAUAUCAAGAUGAAACAUUGUAGGUAGAUAGAUCUCAUUGAGUAGAGGUGCAGUGCAAAAGAACUCUUGUAAGCCUCAUUUUUGAAUUAUCUCCCCUUUUAGAAAAAUCUUGUCCGGGGCAUAGCUGUAAAACUAUAAGAGAUAUCAACAUGAAACUUUGUAGGUAGAUAUAUCUCAAUGGGUAGAUUUGCAGUGCACAAGAAUCAUAACUCUGCCUUGCCUAAUUCUGGAGUUAUUGCCCUUUGUUUAUUUUUACUUUUUGAAGUUGUCUAGGUCAUAACUCGGAAAUCAUAAGAGAUAUCAUCAAGAAACUUUGUAGGUUGAUAGAUCAAAUUGAUUAGAAGUGCAUUGCAAAGAACAGUAACUCUGCCUUGCCUAAUUUUGGAAUUAUUGCACUUUGAACUUUUUCCAGGGACAUAACUCUGAAACUACAAGAGGUGUACUUUCCUGUGUCCAAAACCUAUUCGGGGGGCAUUACCCGGCUCAAACCGGGCUCUUGUUUUAAAAUUGGCUAACGUUGACAAUAUUAGAAAAGUUGUGCAGUGAGUGUUGUUUGAUAAAGUUACAACAGACUUAUUUGCUGUUUUUAUAAAAGACAUUUAUCAUAAGUAUUAUUUUUGAAUAAAAGGUUGUAAAAAUAUA